This is a messenger RNA of Synchiropus splendidus (mandarinfish), 3275 nucleotides long. It is a transcript of the gene klhl2, whose product is annotated as kelch-like family member 2. The transcript is spliced from 15 exons. The record is from RefSeq and is a predicted model, not a curated record. Gene Ontology annotation, molecular function: protein binding. NCBI's taxonomy places the organism in Eukaryota, Metazoa, Chordata, Actinopteri, Syngnathiformes, Callionymidae. The coding region runs from base 308 to 2125 and encodes 605 amino acids.
CGACUGUGCGUUUAAUCGGCGGCUGGGGAGAAGCAGGCAGCUUUGUCCGUCUGCCCCUCUCACCCAGAAACACCCGGAGGGAAGUGAGCCAAAACGGGAAUAGCAGAACACACUUGAAGCGGUGCGGAGUUCCGGAGCGACUCGUCUGUUACCGGGGAGGGUGUCAGCGUGCUCGCGGUCUGUUGCUGUAUUUUCAUGAGGCAGCCUCGUUAUUCAGGGCGACCGCCAGUCAGCAUCGCCGCCUCGAUUCCCGGAAUCCAAUGCUGAAAAUCGGACCACCUCACACAGAACACACCGUGGAUAUGGAAUGGUGCAUGCUGCCGGGUCAAGUUUUCAGCCUCUGAACCCCACCGGAAUCAUGGACAGUCAUCCGCUGUGCACUCGGCUUUGUCCGCACUCGCUGGAUAAGGAGGACGGAGUGGAGAGACAAGGGCCUGUUACACUCAACCCUCGGCACAUGAGGAAGGCUUUUAAAGUCAUGAACGAGCUGCGCAGCCAGAGCUUGCUGUGUGAUGUCACCAUUGUGGCGGAGGACGUGGAAGUGGCUGCUCACAGAGUCGUUCUCGCCGCGGGUAGCCCGUACUUCCACGCCAUGUUCACAGGGGAGAUGGCAGAGAGCCGAGCCAAGCGGGUCAGGAUUAAAGAGAUGGACGGCUGGACUCUGGCGCUGCUGGUGGACUACAUCUACACCGCUGAGAUACAAGUCACCGAGGAGAAUGUGCAGGCGCUGCUUCCAGCCGCCGGCCUGCUGCAGCUGAACGAGGUGAAGAAAACCUGCUGCGAGUUCCUGAGCUCGCAGCUUCAUCCGUCCAACUGUCUGGGGAUACGAGCCUUCGCCGACCUGCACGCCUGCUCCCAGCUCCUGGCCCAGGCCAACAGCUACGCAGAGCAACAUUUCACAGACGUCGUGGGCAGUGAGGAGUUCCUAAAUUUGGGCAUGGAGCAGGUGUCCAGCCUCAUCGCAAGCGACAAGCUCACCAUCCCCACCGAGGAGAAGGUGUUCGAGGCCGUGGUGGCCUGGGUCAACCACGACAAAGACGUGCGGCAGGAACACUUGGCUCACCUGAUGGAGCACGUUCGCCUGCCGCUGCUCUCCAGGGAGUACCUGGUGCAGCGUGUGGAGGAGGAGUCUCUGGUGAAGAACAGCAGCGCCUGCAAGGACUAUCUGAUCGAGGCCAUGAAGUACCACCUGCUGCCGGCCGACCAAAGAGCUCUGAUGAAGACGGCUCGCACCCGCAUGAGGACGCCGGCCUGCUGUCCGAAGGUGAUGGUGGUGGUUGGAGGGCAGGCUCCCAAGGCCAUCCGGAGUGUGGAGUGUUACGACUUUGAGGAGCAGAGAUGGUACCAAGUGGCUGAACUUCCGACACGGAGAUGCAGAGCAGGUGUGGUGUAUGUCGGCGGCUGCGUGUACGCAGUGGGAGGCUUCAACGGUUCCCUCCGCGUGCGGACGGUGGACUGUUAUGACCCCCUGGUGGACCGGUGGACCAGCGUGAGCAGCAUGCAGGACAGACGGUCCACACUGGGAGCGUCGGUGCUCAACGGUCUGCUGUAUGCAGUCGGGGGGUUCGAUGGCAGCACAGGUCUCUCAACGGUCGAGGCCUACAAUGCCAAAACGGACGAAUGGUUCCACGUUUUGCCCAUGAGCACCAGACGUAGCAGCGUGGGUGUUGGUGUGGUAAAUGGGAUCCUGUAUGCAGUGGGCGGCUACGACGGCGCGACCAGACAGUGCCUCAGCACAGUGGAGGCCUACAACCCGAAGAGCAGCACGUGGAGUUUUAUCGCUGAGAUGGGAACGCGACGCAGUGGAGCUGGUGUAGGCGUCCUAAAGGGUUUGCUGUACGCCGUGGGAGGUCACGACGGGCCGCUAGUGAGGAAAAGCUGCGAGGUUUACGACCCAGCAUCCAACAGCUGGCGACAGGUUGCCGACAUGAACAUGUGCCGCCGCAAUGCAGGUGUUUGUGCGGUCAACAACAUUCUGUAUGUGGUGGGCGGCGACGACGGGAGCUGCAAUCUGGCCUCCGUGGAGUUUUACAAUCCAAAUUCAGACAAGUGGACGUUACUGCCGUCUUGUAUGAGCACAGGACGCAGUUACGCAGGUGUGACGGUGAUCGACAAGCCCUUAUGACUGCUCUGACAGCUGCCACUGAUUUGGAGCAGAACCAUGCUGAUCUUGGCUCUGUCUGUGAUGCCAAGACUUCAAUGUUGGGCAGCGUUGGCACCUGCACCGACGAAGAGCAGGGCAGGAUUGUUGUCGCUCACGACUGCAACGUCCACGACGACGACGAUGAUGAUGAUGAUGAUGAUGAUGGUGAAGAUAUUUGCACUUGGCCAAACGGGGGAGCUGGUUGAACCUGUGUUUUAAACUGGCGGGUCGCACGCCUGAACCGCCGCCGGGCCGCUGAUCGUGAGCUGCAGAAUAAUUUCAAAGUGGACAUCUGCCGAGCCUCUUCCGCAGCGAAGACUUGAGAAGCACUCGGGACUUGAAAUCUUUGUUUUACAUUUCAUAUAUUGCAGAGAAGGAAAUGUGCGUACGCCCUGGCUUUUUAACAGCGCUCAUCGCUUGCACAUGUGAGCCUGUGUGUUUGUGUACGUCUGUGCGUGGUGAUGUCUGGUCCAGCGCCGCAUGAACGCACACUGACCUCUGACCCGUUCCAGUGUUGCCGUGUGGCUGUUCAAGAGUGCCUGAAUAUGAACACCCUUUGUUAUGCUUUCAAGAAGGGGGCGGGGCUGACGUGCCAGCUGGCUGGAUCAGUGACGGAGGUUCUGCAUGAAAACAGUGCUGCUUGUUGGGAUUUUUUUUUAUUUUGCCAAAAACUCUUGGGAGCUGGAGGGAGAAGCUUCAGUGCUUUGUUGUCAGCCGGCAGCCAUGUUUUCUGUGGUGGUUGCCACUCAUAGCCACACUGCAUGCUCUCCACUGCUGAGCUUCGAUCGUGCCAACUUCUUUCUCGCUGUAGCAGUUCUGACUACUGAACACCCUGACAUACUAUGAAUGUGCCAAUUUUACGACGUCUCUUUCGUUCCCCGCCGAGCUUUUCGUUGUCUCUCUAUCUCUGGAAAGUGACCAAACUCUACUUUUUAUUUUCUUACUCGUCGAUCUCUCUCUUUCUAUCUCUCCUCCCAUUUGAAAACUUUGCUAGUAACUGAUAUUGCUGUUUCUCGUCCGUGUAUAAAGGAAUGUCAAGUAGGCUAAUGACUUUGAAAUGUUUUACCACUUGUUUUAUGUUCUCGUUAAUAAAUAUGCUUCUUGUAUUUAAAACUGUGGAAAGCUACACUUU